Messenger RNA from Porites evermanni, 7508 nucleotides. The record is from the annotation of a GenBank genome assembly. Lineage: Eukaryota; Metazoa; Cnidaria; Anthozoa; Scleractinia; Poritidae.
AUGGCGGCGCAUCUUUUGUUUAAAUUAGGCCAGUUCAGAGAAAACGGAGAAUUCAUUGACGUUCGUCUGAAGGUAGAUAAGUCCAUCUUUCCUGCUCACCGCAAUGUUCUUGCUGCUUAUAGCGACUAUUUCCACGCAAUGUUCACCAACGGAAUGAAGGAAUCAAACCAGGAAAUGAUUGAGCUCAAAGAUGAAAACAUUUCAGCUCUGGGAUUUAAGGUCGUAAUGAACUCCAUUUACAGUGGAGAGCUCCUCAUUAACAAGAAAAACGUGUUUGAAGUUCUCACAACUGCCAGUCAUCUCCAGAUGCCAACUGUUGUUCGACAGUGUUGUGAUUUCUUGGACAAGGAAUACAUUCAAGGUUGUAUUGACAUCCAGACGUGUCUCCGUCUUCAUGCAUUUGCUGAUUUGCAUGGUCUGAGAGACCUAAAGGAAGAUGUGCAACGUAAGAUGGCGUCGUUGUACAGUCAGAUCUGUGAAAGUGAAGAAUUCUUGUACCUUAUUGACGCUGAUCAGUUAUUGACUCUUCUCAGCCGAGAUGACCUUAAUGCUCCAUCCGAGACAUUCGUCUUCAAAUCCGUGAUGCAGUGGAUCAAGUACAAGAAGAAAGAGAGGAUGCCAUUCGCGGCUAAAGUCAUCGGAGCGGUUCGACUUGGGUUGGUCGACACCAAGGAUGUGGUUGAAGAACUGAACACAGAGGAGAUGCAACGAGUGCCAGAGAUUCAAAUGCUUAUGUGUGAAAAACUGCUGCAUAGCAACAUGCCUUCGCCCAACUCAAAGUUUGCUGUUGAGAAGACCAGGCCACGUUCAAUGACCCCGGUAAGUACAUAAGAACUUCAGUGAUUUAUAACAAAAAGCUGUUGAUCGUGACUAAGUAUUUCUGAUGAGUAAUGUAUAUUUUCUGUGGGUGACUGGUUGAUAAAAAAAAUAACGUUAUCUAUGGUGCCUCUAGUCUGUGCAAGCCGCAAUCUCAUGGUUCAUUUAUCCUCUACAUCUUACUGCUGCGCGUAACAUAAUUUAAUUAUCACACUGGCAGGCCGCUUUGCUUUCCUGGGGUGAAAUUGGGAUCAUUCUGCAACAUCAAAAGGCAGUCAGAGUACUGUUAAUGAAAGCUGUCACAUGACUUGUCUUUGUAUUGGUAGCCCAACCUUACGAGUGAGAAUUGUAAGUUAUGACCCGUAAUGCUUCUAGCAAUUCAUUCCUUACUCCAGAGUUAAUUCUUUGUUCCCUCAUUUGCGUCUGGUGCUACUUGGCAGAGGUUUAAAUUUACGUCUAUCGUAAAUCGAAGGUAAUUGUAUCUCAUAUUUGGAAAAUCAAAUACAUGUAAUUCUUACGAAUGAAUCUGGCAUGAGGUACUAAUUUUGCAUGGAUAUGAUAAACAGUAAGGAAAGUAGAGGGAAACAACACGCAAAGAUUUUCUUGUUUCCGUGUUCAGUUCACAAAAAUGCAAGUAUUUUGCAUGUGAUCUUAUCUUUAGAAUAAUGAACAAAUUCUUCCAUGCCUGAGGAAGCAAUUACGUCGGGUGAAAUUGGUGAACAAAGUUACACAGGUUACACAGUUUUUAUUUUUUCGCCCAUGAAUAUUUAUGUCAAAUAUUAAAGAAAACUGAACAGAAAUAGUAAUACUUCAUUUAUUCCGUGGGAUGCCUGUGGCACUCCCACGGUAAAAAUCCGGUUCGGUUGGACCCAAAAUUGCAAAACCAGCCAAUAGGAUUGCCUAAAAUCUUUAUCGAUUAUCUCUUCUUCCAAGCCGACCAAUCAGAUUGUACAAACUCUGCAUCGAUUUUUAAUGGAUUUGCUUCCUGGUGAACAAUGCGAUGCGUUUUGUUUGGCUGCCAAAUUUGUCGCGCUUGAGUUUUCUCACUCGUGGUUUAGGAUGGCUUGUUAACCAACGAAAUCCUUCGGGAUAGUGGUAAGUCACGAAAGGCGACCUAAGCCAAAUUAUUUCUUUCCUUCAUGAUUCUUUUUUGUUUAGGUCUAGCUUUUUCAUAAGGUUUUAGUAGCGUCUGGUUGCGGGCCGUGAUUUCCGAUAGAUUUUUGUAUUCGGAGUUCGCCAGUUUUUGCCGAGCACAGCUAGAGUUCAGUUAUUUUCUUUUCUUAUCGAAAACGCCUUGACGAUGGGAGGUUAAAUCGCGUAAAUUUCAUCUCGUACCCUUGACGACUGGCGGUGAAAUCGCGAAAAUAUUGUCCUCGUCGAUCGACGACUCGCUUUCGGCAUGGAUUGGACUUCUGGAUGGGACACGGAUCAGGACCUUAGUAAACUUAUUAUACCUUGGAAUCAGGGAAAAUCAUUGGAACUAUGUUAACUUUGAUACCUUGGAAACACAUUGCAAUUAAUUUUUAACUUUAUCAAUAGCAUCUUGGAAUAUUAAACUUUCAUCUUGGAUUAAAACAUUGGAACUUUAUCGAACUUUGUAACUCUGGGUUCGACCCUGGAUAAAGCAAGCGGAUGUUUUGUUUUGUUUUUUUUUUCCAUUAACCUAAAACUACGAUGUUCAUUUCUCUUUGAAAAAGUUACAUGUGGCUACUUACUACCAAGAUAUGACGUAUCUUUAUACAUAUAGUUCCUGUUCAGGUUAAUCAGAGCAUUAUGCGCAUGUUCUCCAUUACUUGUUUCCGUUAACAUUCCAAUUUAAGUUACACAGGUAAACCUUGUUUUGAUGCAAAAUAACUUCUUUCUCUUAUCCAAAUCGUGCUAUGAAAAUAACUACAUAUCGAUAGAUCAAAACAAGAUCAACUCCAUCCUUGCGACCAGUGACAACUAUAAAUUUAGCUUGCGUAGAAGGUGUCGAAAGGGGUAGGGGAUAGAGAGGAAGCAAAAAGGGGAUGUGGAUUGGGGAGAAAUAUUAGCCUGUCACGCAGGCUACUAUAAAUUCAGUCAUAAGCACAUUAAACCAGCCCAUACAGGUAAGCUACUCAUCGAUGCUCAUAACAUGACACAUCUUUCCGGUUUCCCUAAUUUUUCCAAAUUCAGACUGAGAACGCCAUUAUGCUUCCAUAGACCAACGCAUCCCACGGAAACGACUUUAGGCGUCUUGUUAGAUUUAGAAGAUGGGCUUCUCCGAUUACUGAUGUAGUAUUAUCUCAAAGAUGUGUAUGUCAUUUUCAUUCAGCAAAUGUGAUAUAAAAUUAAAACUCGCAUAAACAAAGGUUACACAAGUAGAAAGACACACUAAUCAAUAGGUCAUUUGCACGAUGGCGUUAUUUUACUACUACGACCAGAAUCCUUUUCGUUUUUCUUUUAAUUUUGUAAAUCCCAACGAGCAGGUGAAGUUUGAACUACAAAAGCCCUAAUUUGCACAAGAAAGAAAAAUCCUGAAGGAUUCUGGUUGUAGUCACUGUCGUAAAAUGAUGUCAUCGUGCAAAUAGCCUAUUCGAACAAACAUUGAAACUUUUCAAGUGCGAAGAGAAGUAAAUUACCUGCAUGAUUUCUGUGAUUUCUGUUCUCGGCCGUCAAGCUGAAUUCUGCGUAUUAGUUUUAGAUAAAAAUGUAGUCACAACUUAUAAAGUGGUUAGAGUAUAUUAAAAGCGUAAAUCUGAGCAGAAAUUAAACACAACUUACAUAUUUCGCUUUCCUCUUACUUAAAGCUGGUGAAUUGAAAACAUUUUGACGAAAAGACGAGAUUCUAAAAUGUUGUCCGUAGUCGCGACUACGCGAAACAGCUCAACAACUCUAAAUUUAAUCUCAAAACUUAUGGUGGCCGGUCUUUUACUAUUGCUGCACCUUCUGUUUGGAAUGCAAUUCCAUUCGAACUUAGAUCUUGUAAUUCCCUUUCUUCUUUUAAAUCUAAGCUUAAGACUUGGCUUUUUAAAAUUUGUUAUGAUGUUGUAGUAUAGAAUAAUGAUGUUUUUAUAGGAUGACAAUGUAGUUUUGUAGUUUUUGUAGGUUUAGGAUUUUGUUGUUAUUUUUAUUAUGUAAGUCGCUUUUGGACCAUUGGGAAUUUUUAUAGGAUGACAAUGUAGUUUUGUAGUUUUGUAGGUUUAGGAUUUUGUUGUUAUUUUCAUUAUGUAAAGCGCUUUUGGACCAUUGGGAAUUAGCGCUCUAUAAAUAUUGUAUAUUAUUAUUAUUAUUAUUAUUAUUAUUAUAAGGACAACGCAGGAAAAAUGAACAGUCACGUGGUUCAUGCGCGGUAGCAUGUUUAACCGUAGUCGUAGUCCGUAUUCAUCUUAAAGUCCCUAAUAUGAGAUCUAGUAUCUUUACCGCGAGUUGUCGAGACAAGGGAUGAAAAAAUUGUCCAUGGACGGAGCCCAAUAGAUGUUAGGUAGAUCGGUGAACAGGCUCGGUUAACUUCACAGCCGGCAUCUCAUUUCACCCCUCCCCGCGGUCAAGUUGAGCUUCUAGCUCUGAGUUUCUCACCCUCGAUGAAUCUCACAUCGUGAGAUCCUGUCCACGGGCUACGGAUUGAAGUCAUGCGAAAUCCACUUUACUUUACCAACAAAUUGAUUGCAUGUUUGGCUUAAUUAAAUCUGUCCAACUUCAAUCAGAGUUCGUGGGAUCUGUAGUAGGAACAGAAUAAAAUGCAUACUGAUUAGACUGGCUGUAAUCAACAAAUUGUAUUAGUCCGAGAGAAAAAUAAAUCUUCUUCGUUUAUAACAACAAUUUUUUUUAUAAGAACAUUGAGGCCCAGAAAUUAAGAACAACGGUAAGAACAAUGGAGGCUCAGCCAUGGGGUGCAAACGUAAUUUAUAUGCCGGUGUGUAGAUGCUCGUAACUACCCGUCUGGCUCUGGUUGUUCAAACGUUGGAUAGCGCUAUCCACCGGAUAAAUCGCUAUCCAGUGGAUAUUAAAGUGUCAGGGAAACCAAUUGCGCUAUUCAGUGGAUAGAGAUUUAUCCGGUGGAUAGCACUAUCCAAUUUUUGAACAACUGGGGCCUGGACGAAUAAUGAGUGUGACGGAAGGUUUUUCCACUUUGAAACGAAUUUAAGGCUCAACGGGAACUCGGUGCUUGACUCACGAUAAAACUGGGGAAAACUAGACUCAAAUGGCAACUCGCUGGCAGGGAAGAGCCGUCACUUCUCUCGAGGUCCGGGAUCAGACCACUAACUGGUACAGCAGUAGAUAAAACAGAACAAAACUUGGUUCCAACAGCGUUUAUUCUUCGGCGGAUCAACAGCAAUAACUCGGGUAGGACACGGCGAAAUAAUCGACAAUCAGUAAAAACUAACUUACUUAUAUAUGAUUUUUACAACCAUUGAAGACAAAAGAAUACAAUAGAAAUAUAAACAGAAAUCACUUAGAGUUAAAUGAAAACUGAAUACAAAUUCUAUUUUAAACCUGAAAUCUUUUGUUACUGUUGCUAUUUUAGAAAGCAAAAGUACUGAGACAAAGACCUAGCCAGGUCAGCAAAACAGCGUUUAUGUACAAAGUGUUACAAUAUGAAUUAAAUUGCAAGUUCAGCUAUCGGCUGUUUAAAUAGGAAAAGCGCAGACUAAUUGAAAGUUUUCACCUUAAACAAAAACCGAUCUAAUUUUAAAAUUACAAGACAGCAAAACCUUUCAUAUUCAAAAUUCGGUUAUUACCUCUCUUUAACUAGCAACUUAAUGAAAUAUACUUUUGCAAAUAAAUAUAACUAAGUUGCAAUUAGAACGAGGUACACCUGUAUCAAAGGCAUUACUAUGAAUAGAUGUCGUCUGGUAGUUAAAACACGAAAAAUAGACUGAAGUCAAAUAAACCAUUAUUAAGAAAUUAAGUAUUCUUUCAAGAGUCAACAUUGACGUAAAAUGUAUAUAAUUGAAAAGAGAACGAGCAAUUAGUUUUGUUUGUUAAGGAACACUGUUGGCUUUUCUAAGAUUAACGUAGCGAACACAAAGCAAAUGAAACAAAGGAUAAUAAAAAUGGCACGAGCCCUUUUGGCAGCUAUAAACGAUCACCCGCACAGUUUACACAAAUAUACAGUUACAACAAAAGGAUUAAAAAGCGAUAACUAAAUCAAGUGUCGCAAUGAAACUUAGAUUAACCGAACUGAAUUAAAAUUACAAAUCAACAAAAAUAGCUAUAUUCCCCCUAACAUGAGUUCUCCAGUAUAAAAUCGCCCAAUAGACAGCCUGCUGGAGCUACGUUGCUAGAUCUUACUAAAUGAUCAUGCACUGUACACAUGUAUCAGUAAAAUGUUGCAAAUUUAUGUUUCUGAAAUUUUUAAAGCAGAGUCCAAACACCCCAGCUUCUAGACUACGAUCAAUUAAGGCUCAGUUUGUGCAAAAUUGGGGAGUGUAAUUUCAGUUAGGUUUUUCCAUAAAAAAGAUUUUUUUGAAAGUAAAAACCGUGCCUGAAUCUAUAUUGGGUCUUCCUUUUUAGCUGACUAAAAUAUAUUCAAAGCUUGUAAUUCCGGGAUAACGACUCGGAAGACACUUACUAUAUAUUUUUAAAAUAAAUGAAAAAUAGUCUUUCAUCAACUGAGUUUAAGUCAAAGUCUUUUGAAAUUUCACUGAUUUCACUCGUUCGAGUUUGGUCUUCAUAAGUUUAAAGCUAUUAUUUUACUUUUCCUUCUACUUCAGGUACUUGUUGCAAUUUUUCCUGGUCAGUCUACCCUGCAGAGGAGGGAACAUUCCGUUGCCACUGAAAUGCAGUAUUUUCAUGCUGAAACAGGUUCAUGGAAACCAUUUCCUUCCAUGGCACGAUUGGUUGAUGCAACCAAAUGCAUUUGUGCAGAAGUUGUUGGCAAUUACUUGUACGUAGCUGUAGAAGAGAGGGGUUCUCACAUUAUGUAUCGCUAUGAUACGGUCAGAAAUGUGUGGGAAAAACUCCCUCGUUUUCAGAACAGUUACUUCUGUGUAGGUUGUAUGAGUUCAGUCAAUGAAUAUAUCUAUGUAAUUAGCAAUCCUGGUCUGCUUCAGAGAUAUAGUUUGGCUCAGAAUGAUUGGAGAAGUGGUUCCAAAUUGCCUCUUUUAAAUAACACAGAUGACCAAAAAGAACAGUUAGUAUUUAUGACGGCAGUGAGUAUGAGAUCUAAAAUAUAUGUUCUUCAUGGAUGUUACAAAGAGGGAAGAGACAAUCGUGGCAGACGUUUAUUUUAUCCAAAACCGGCCGUUGUUCACUGUUUUGAUCCUCUAAGUAAUGUAUGGAGAAAGAAGGCUUCAACCUGCCAUCCACACUUUAAUUCCAGUCUGUUUGUAGAUAAGAACAAUCUUUAUGUGGCCGGUGGAAGUGUUACUAUUUCUGAAAAUUCGCGGGGCGGUAUGUGGGCUUCAGGUGGCGAUGCAGCUGUCGAAGUUUAUGAUGAGGGAAUAAAGUCAUGGCGCGUCGUUGAACAAGACCGCAUUCCUUCAAACACACUUGGUGCAGUGGAAUUGAGGGGAGGGGAGGUUUAUUUCAUCAUCAACAAAUUUCCAAUUGACAGUGGCAUUAGAAUACCACGAAAUGAAGUGUACAAAAUAUCUUUACGGGAGUGGGAAAAUUCACUGGAAAGAAUUGAUCGUAAUGCUGUCUUGUGUUACCUAUCACUGAACAAAGAGAUGUUCAGCACAGUAAAGGCUGCAGGGAAGCACGCCGCUGUGAGAAAAAGCCCCUAA